ACAUCAACACAAUAUGUUAGUGGAGCUUUCGGAUGUGGCAAGAAACGCAGACCUUGUUAUGAAAGAGCACUCAACGCAGCCGCGAAUAAUGCUAGGACACACAUCAUCAGUGUUAGCGGCCGCGUUCUUCAAAGACGGUCGAAGGGUUAUCACUAGUUCAUCAGACAAAACCCUGCGAAUUUGGGAUGUGCAGACAGGAGCAUCGGUAGGAGCGCCAUUCAAGGGACACAAGGGCUGGGUGCGAUCAGUCACUAUAUCCCCAGAUGAUAGGAGAAUUGCGAGCGGUGGAGAGGACAAAACCAUUAUCCUUUGGAAUGUGGAGAACGGGCAGAAGAUUUUGGAUCCGCUGGUGAAGCAUACGCGCGAUGUGAACUCGUUGUGUUUCUCCCCCGAUGGUGAAAGACUGGCAAGCGGGUCAUCUGAUUGCACGGUUGUCAUAUGGGAUGCGGAGACUGGCGCUGUCCUCGCGACACUUCGUCAUGACAGUUUAGUGUUGACUGUGGCAUUCAGCCCCGAUGGGUUGAAACUAGCCUCGGGAUCAAAAAACAAUACCAUCCGCGUUUGGCGCACCAUUGACGCUGAGGUUCUUCUCGAGUUCGACGCUCACCAAAAUCGGGUUCGAAGCGUUGUGUGGUCGCAUGACGGCCAGCAACUUGUCUCCGCAUCGUACGAUCAAACAGUCAAGUUUUGGAACUCGUCCAACGCAGACCAGAUCGAUAAACCUUGCGCUGGUCACACUGCCUGGAUAUAUUCUCUCGCCAUCUCUUUUGACGAUUCCUUCAUUGCCACUGCAUCUUGUGAUGAUACUGUGCGGCUGUGGAGCACAAAAACACACCAACAGAUAGGGCAGGCACUUGGACAUACCACAUGGGUCGGCUGUGUGGUGAUUUCUCCCAAUGGAGAACUGCUCAUGAGUGGAGAUGGAGAUGGGAAGGUUCGGCUCUGGUUCAUCAAGAACAUACUCGAGGAAUAUAAUGCGGAAGAUAGGCUGAAGGAAGAGCUAGACGCUGCCAAUACCCUGUCGACACCUUUUUUACCGGAUAUCGCUCGAAGUGACAUCCAGCUGGCACGCAACGAGUCCUCUGACGAUUGUGACAUUACGAGCCAUCAUUCUUCGGAAACUCACGUAACCUCUAGCACUCGCUUGUUUCCUUCAUUAUUCGAUAACCUCCCUAUCAACACGACAGUUCGCAAUGCGUGCAUCGCCGGGGACUUGCAUACUGCUGAAGAUAUUCUGAACCAGGAGAUCGGCACUGAUGGCGACAACUGCGCUUCUUGUGCCAGUCGCUCAAUUGUAAUGGCGCGAAAUUCAGAUUGGGACCAGGCACUUCGAGAUGCAGUCAACUCAAUUGCUAUCCAACCCUCAUUAAUGGGUUGCAUCUCUAAGGGCAUUGCCCUUUGCGGCAAGGAGCAACUUUGGGAUGCCAUGGAGGCUUUUGAUCUCGCUUUCACAUUUGCCACUCAUGAUUCGACGACCAUCAACCUCUUACUAUUGAUCAAGGCCGUUGCGCUUUUCAAUGCAGGCCGUCGCGACGAGGCAAUCCGGCGAGUUCAAGACCUAGCCAUUACUUGUCAGCACUCAGAUACGCUUCCGUGCAGCGUCGUAAACUCAUAUCUACAUGUACAACUUGCAACCAUUUCUUUUGAGAAUGGGCAGUACCUCGAAGCUGCUGAACAAUUCACGGAGGUCCUCAUUACGACUAUGGCUGACUUGUCCUUACGCACGGCACUCUGCGAACCUAGAUUAAAGAUAUUCACCAUGCUCUUCGGUUGGGACUUGGAUUCGUUAUUGCGAACCGCCCACCAACAACGGUGUGACGCGUUCCUUCGAGCGGAUCAAGUGAUCGAAGCGGUCGAAUCGUACCAAUACAUGAUGCGCGUGAUUGACGGGGCUGAGAAGACCAGCUAUCUCGGAUGGUCUACCACCUUCAAGCAAGACUGCAUUGCACGUUGUGUGGCCAAGGGAGAAGAAGCUGUAGUUACAAACGAUCAUGCAAGAGCUAUCAAGCUUUAUUCGGCAGGGAUCGGGCUAGAUCCCUCACAUGACCUACUUCUUGUACGCCGCGGUAAGGAGAAUAUGGGACAGAACCUAUAUGCGGAAGCCCUCUCCGACGCAGAACAGGUGCGGAUGAUGUGCAUAAUAUUUAACAUUGUGUUGAUGUUGUCAAUCCAUAGGUGAUCGAACUCAACCCAUCGUCUUAUGUUGGGUACAAAUUAAAGCACGAAGCGCUUUACGGGGUAAAUCGCUAUGAUGAAGCAGUCGUGACCUUCAAUAUCAUGCUCACCAAGUUGGAAAAUGCUUCCGACGCGCAGAUACAACAACUACGUCGGCAAUAUCACUAUGUCACUCCUUGUGAAGCAGAACAUGCUAUUCGAGAAGCGAUUCGUACUCACCUGGACACCGCUCCACUUCGUUUACUCGACACCUCCACAGGACGUU
This is a messenger RNA of Suillus subaureus, 2440 nucleotides long. RefSeq names its product WD40-repeat-containing domain protein. Bases 14 to 2179 code for a protein of 721 amino acids. The record is from RefSeq and is a predicted model, not a curated record. NCBI's taxonomy places the organism in Eukaryota, Fungi, Basidiomycota, Agaricomycetes, Boletales, Suillaceae. The transcript has 12 exons. Gene Ontology annotation, molecular function: protein binding.